Molecule: messenger RNA, 679 nt
Organism: Nezara viridula (southern green stink bug)
Lineage: Eukaryota; Metazoa; Arthropoda; Insecta; Hemiptera; Pentatomidae
Source: the annotation of a GenBank genome assembly
CAGAUUGCUGUUUUUUUAUUUUUGGUUGUUAUCGUAACAGUGCUUGCAAUAUACGGAGGGCUCAGCCAAGGUGCUAUUAUGAGUUUGCUUGGUUUUGUGCCAUUUUUUAUGUCAGGUUUGAAUAAGAAAAAAAAGAAAGAGCGACGUAGAAUGUCGUUCAUUAAGAAAAUAAGGUCUUCAGAAGAAAAAUUUGAAAUGGUUGAUGAAAGUAAAGUCGUUGAAACAUCAAUCUGUGUAAGAGACUUCACACUAGCAACUGCAAAAGAACAACGACGGAAGAAAAUUUCUUAUUCCCGAAUCUUUUCAUUCUUCCGUAGCAAACCAACACCUUCAAAAGAUAUUUUCACAAUUUCCGGGGAUAUUUGUGAAAUGGAUGACCUUGAAAAUGGAAGAAGUUAUAAUGGAAAGAGGAAAAAACAAAAAAAAGACAAAGAAAGGGAUUACUUUUCUUCAUUAGACCAAAUUCUGCUAUCUCUUCUUAAUGUUGGCAUGAUGAGAAAAUGUUGAUUUACUUGAAAUGAAAAGAUGUUCAAGUUUUUUAUUCAUUUAAUAAUUAUUAUUAAAUAAUAAAUAGUUUUUCAUUUUCAUUAAAUAGAUAUUCAAAAGCAGAUACUUUCAUAGAGAUUUAAUUAUCCAGUUGUAAUAAAUCUCUUUUGAGGUAACAUUAAUGACUAUCAAA